Molecule: messenger RNA, 1173 nt
Organism: Cyphomyrmex costatus
Lineage: Eukaryota; Metazoa; Arthropoda; Insecta; Hymenoptera; Formicidae
Gene: eIF3h
Product: eukaryotic translation initiation factor 3 subunit h
Exons: 2
Coding region: 83-1093 (336 amino acids)
Cellular component (GO): eukaryotic translation initiation factor 3 complex; cytoplasm
Molecular function (GO): protein binding; translation initiation factor activity; metallopeptidase activity
Source: RefSeq, a predicted model, not a curated record
GUCCGUUGAUCGUUAACAUAAGUCGGCCGAGUGGUUGAAUGUAGCGGUUUUUUGUAGUUACGAGGAAUUAAGUCUAUCAGAAAUGGUUUCGAGAACGACGUCGAGAAGGAUUCCCGAGGUGGAACCUCGUAUAGACUACGUGCAAUGUGAUGGGCUGGUGGUGAUGAAGAUGGUGAAGCAUUGCCACGAGGAAUCCUCUGGCAACAUGGAGGUCGCUCAGGGUGCUCUUCUCGGCUUGGUUGUACAGAACCGUCUGGAGAUCACCAACUGUUUUCCGUUUCCCAAAAAUGAUGAGAUCAUGGAUGAAGAGGAAUAUCAGCUCGCCAUGAUGCGGAGACUAAGAUGGGUGAACGUUGAUCACUUCCAUGUUGGUUGGUACCAGAGUGCGGAUGUCGGUAACUUUCUAAAUCUAUCCCUGCUGGAGUCACAAUACCACUAUCAAACUUCCAUCGAAGAAUCUGUUGUACUUAUUUAUGACACAGCAAAAUCUGCCAGGGGUUUUCUCACUCUUAAAGCGUAUCGACUCACUCCGCAAGCGAUACAAAUGUACAAGGAAAAUGAAUUUACUCCUGAAGCUCUGCGUACUUUAAAGAUUGGAUACGAGAGUCUCUUUGUCGAAAUACCAGUAGUCAUAAAGAACAGUAAUCUGACAAAUAUUAUGAUGUCGGAAUUGGAUGAAAUGAUUCCUGAGGAACAAGGUACAAAGUAUCUAGAUCUUGGAACAGCCACAGUGUUAGAGAACCAGUUGAGAUGUUUAAUGGAUCGAGUGGAUGAAUUGAAUCAGGAAGCAAUGAAGUUUAAUAGAUAUCAACAAUUAGUGGUUCGACAGCAGCAAGAUAAGAAUAGGCUCUUGGCCAAGAGAGCUCAAGAAAACGCUGCCAGAGCUGCAAAGGACGAACCACCAUUGCCUGAUGACGACAUCAAUAAAUUGAUGAGACCCCUCCCAGUUCCACCAAGAUUAAAUCCAAUGAUUGUUGCUGGACAAAUUAAUACAUACAGUGAACAUAUUUCGCAAUUCUGUGCCCAAAGUUUAGCAAAAUUGUACAUCACUCAAAGUUUACAAAAUGCAAAGGAGGCAAAGUCUUCCCAUUGAUAAAAUUAAUGUAUUACAAAUAUUUACGACAUAUUUAAAAAAAAUGACUACAAAAUUAAAUAAACGAAACAUAUGAUUUU